Molecule: messenger RNA, 1932 nt
Organism: Lactuca saligna
Lineage: Eukaryota; Viridiplantae; Streptophyta; Magnoliopsida; Asterales; Asteraceae
Source: the annotation of a GenBank genome assembly
GGCUAUAGAUCUUGAUUCAAAUAAAAUGAAUUUUAUAACAAUUACUUUUUAGUUUUUAGUAAUUAAAUAUUAAAUAAUAAAUAAUAAAUACUUGUUCUUGCAACAAAACAGCCGUCUAAUUUUAUGAUGUCGUGUCGAUUUUAGCAGCAUUUAACCAUAACACUAAUCUGUUAUCUUCCCAACAAAACAGUAACAUGAAGAUUCAACGAAAAUAAAAAAAUAAUACGAAUCAAAUCGACGACCACUUUGUUUUGUUCUUCGGUCUCCCACCAAUUCUUUCUUCACUGCUAUAACUUUUCCCUAUUAUUCCAUUCAACGUGGAUGCUCAGAGUCAGAUUCAAACAAGGUGAUCAAUUUCAUGAAAUUAUUUUGAUUCGAUUUUGAUUCGUUUGUAAUGGGUAUGCGAUCAUUUUUGUUGUUUUGUUGUGAUUCAAUCUGUAUGCGUUGAAAUUCGAUGCGUAUGUUUCUGGUGUCACAAUCAAUGUCUGAAGAUCUUCUGAAACUUACAGGCUCUUGAAUUUUUCGAUCAAGAUCCAACAAAUAAAUCGACAGAUCAUGCUACGAUUAAAAGAAAUCAAGUCAUUUCAUACAGAAAAACGAUGGGCAUUCCCUCUCGCAAUAACAUCGAUUGUAUCCUUAUUCCUAUUAGCGACCUGUUUCAACAUGGGUCUUCUUCCACCAUUGUACAAAUUGAAUUCAUAUUUCCCAAUAUUCAACUCUCGUAUUUCCCCAAAUCAAUCAACAACUCCACAUUUCGCCGAAGAUAAAUUCAAAUCGCCUCCUGUAUCAUCUUCUCUUCCUUCCACGCCUCGAUUUGCUUAUUUAAUUUCUGGAUCAAAAGGGGAUUUGAAUAAACUAUGGAGAACACUUAGAGCUUUAUAUCAUCCAUGGAAUCAUUACGUUCUUCAUCUUGAUCUCGAAUCGGAACCCAACGAGAGAAUCGAGCUCGCGUCACGAGUUGAAAAAGAUCCCAUGUUUGCUGAAAUUGGGAAUGUUUAUGUGAUCAAAAAAGCGAAUAUGGUAACUUAUAGAGGUCCAACAAUGGUGUCGAAUACUCUUCACGCAUGUGCGAUUCUUCUUAAAAGGAAUCAAGAUUGGGAUUGGUUUAUAAACCUCAGUGCAUCCGAUUAUCCUCUAGUCACUCAAGAUGAUCUUCUUUCUGUGUUUCGUGGUAUAAAACGAGACUGGAAUUUUGUUGAGCAUACUGGUCAGUUGGGGUGGAAGGAGGAUCAAAGAGCGAUGCCAUUGAUGAUUGAUCCUGGAUUAUAUGAGAAUAAGAAGUCUGAUAUUUUUUGGGUGCAACCAAAUAGGCCUCUACCAACUGCUUUUAAAUUGUUUACAGGAUCCGCAUGGAUGGUUUUAUCGCGUCCAUUUGUAGAAUAUUGCAUAUGGGGAUGGGACAAUCUUCCAAGAACAAUGCUCAUGUACUACACAAACUUUGUCUCCUCACCCGAAGGCUACUUCCAAACCGUAAUAUGCAAUGUACCCGAAUUCAUUCCCACAGUCAUUAACCAUGAUAUGCACUUCAUAUCAUGGGACAACCCUCCAAAACAACAUCCACAUGUCCUUAAUACGAAUGAUACGUCUAAUAUGCUCAAUAGUGGGGCCGCAUUUGCACGUAAAUUUGACCAAGAUACCCUUGUUCUUGAUACAAUUGAUAAUGAGUUGUUAAAUAGAACCAAUGGGAGCUUUACUCCGGGUGGAUGGUGCAAAGGUGAACCGAAUUGUUCUAAAGUUGGGAAAGUCACACGGGUCAAGCCCGGACCCGGGGCUAAACGGCUUAAGAGGCUUAUAAACAAGUUGAUUAAAUCAGCUAAAAAUGGAAAUCAAUGUCGAUAGGUUUAUAUAUUUUUGAUUUUUUGAGAUAGAAUAUUUUGAUGAGUCAAUUGACAUAGUUUUGAUUGUAUGUUAUAGCAUUUUUGGGUGUUGGUC